Sinocyclocheilus grahami is the source of this 3949-nucleotide messenger RNA. RefSeq names its product A disintegrin and metalloproteinase with thrombospondin motifs 18-like. The transcript has 22 exons. Gene Ontology annotation, cellular component: extracellular matrix. The coding region runs from base 1 to 3693 and encodes 1230 amino acids. The record is from RefSeq and is a predicted model, not a curated record. NCBI's taxonomy places the organism in Eukaryota, Metazoa, Chordata, Actinopteri, Cypriniformes, Cyprinidae. Gene Ontology annotation, molecular function: metalloendopeptidase activity. Gene Ontology annotation, biological process: extracellular matrix organization; proteolysis.
AUGCCCAGAGACGUCUCUUUAGCCUCUCUACAGGAGAAGAAAGCCAGACUGCCACUUGGCACACAGCUAAUACUGCCUGCUGCUAUUUGCAAGACCUUGCGUGAAUAUUAUGAUUUUGCCAUACCAGUGGAAGUGGACUCACUUGGAGGCUACAUUUCCCACGAUGUGUCAAGACAUGGAAGGAGCAGGAGAUCCCUGUCAGAAGCUGGUGAUCCAGUGCACUAUCAUGUCUCUGCAUUUGGCAAGGAAUUGCACUUAGACCUGCAGCCAUCCCAUGUGCUGGCAGAGGGGUUUACUGUACAGACACUGGGUGCAGAAGGCAUCAAUACAGCCACGCUUGAGCCUUCUAUUCAUAACUGUCUCUAUCAGGGUUCCAUCCGAAACCAUUCUGAAUCCUCUGUGGCUAUAUCCACCUGCACAGGUCUGUCAGGUCUGAUCCGGUUCUCCAGCGAGGAACUUCUCAUCACUCCGCUACCGCAGCAUUUGGCUUUACAACACAACUACAGCGCCUCCUCUGGACAUCACCCACAUGUCAUCUACAAGCGAUCAGCUGAGCGCAGAGUGUAUGCUGAUAAGACUGACUGGAUCAGCAGCGUUAAAUCAAACAACCCCUAUGAGAACCACCACCACCACCACCACCGUCACCAUGACUCCCAGCAUGGAAAGCUCCAGAGACACCAUUUCUGCGGACGCCGCAAGCAAUGUCUGAUCCGGUUCUCCAGCGAGGAACUUCUCAUCACUCCGCUACCGCAGCAUUUGGCUUUACAACACAACUACAGCGCCUCCUCUGGACAUCACCCACAUGUCAUCUACAAGCGAUCAGCUGAGCGCAGAGUGUAUGCUGAUAAGACUGACUGGAUCAGCAGCGUUAAAUCAAACAACCCCUAUGAGAACCACCACCACCACCACCACCGUCACCAUGACUCCCAGCAUGGAAAGCUCCAGAGACAACAUUUCUGCGGACGCCGCAAGCAAUUGCAGGAGACACUGGUCACUAUAGCUAGUUUAUUCUCAUUAACGCUGGGUCUGUCUAUCAACCACCACGCAGACCAAUCUCUCAACAACUUCUGCCAGUGGCAAUCAGGCCUGAUAGGUAAAAACGGCAAGCGGCACGACCAUGCCAUACUGUUGACGGGGCUGGACAUCUGCUCCUGGAAGAACGAACCAUGUGACACCUUGGGUUUCGCUCCAAUAAGUGGAAUGUGUAGCAAGUAUCGUAGCUGCACGAUUAAUGAGGAUACAGGGCUGGGCCUCGCUUUCACCAUCGCCCACGAGUCAGGACAUAAUUUUGGAAUGAUCCAUGACGGAGAGGGGAAUCCCUGCCGGAAGACUGAAGGGAACAUAAUGUCUCCCACAUUGGCUGGGAAUAAUGGUGUUUUCUCAUGGUCUGCCUGUAGUCGGCAAUACUUGAACCGAUUUCUAGGUACGGCUCAGGCUUCAUGUCUAGUGGAUGAACCUAAGCAGAUAGGCCAGUACAAAUACCCUGAGCAGCUUCCAGGUCAGCUGUAUGAUGCUGAUAUACAGUGCAAAUGGCAGUUUGGCUCGAAAGCAAAACUGUGCAGCCUGGACUUUGUAAAGGACAUCUGUAAAUCAUUGUGGUGCCACAGAACAGGACACCGGUGUGAGACCAAGUUCAUGCCUGCUGCCGAGGGCACCAUCUGUGGACCAGACAUGUGGUGCUGGAGAGGACAGUGUGUCAAAUUUGGUGAUCAUGGUCCUACAGCAGUGCAUGGCCAGUGGUCGGGCUGGUCCGAGUGGUCUGACUGUUCACGCACCUGUGGUGGAGGGGUCAUGUACAGAGAGCGGUCCUGCAACAGCCCCAGCCCACAGCACAACGGCAAGUUCUGCCAAGGCCCCGGUCGACUGCACCAGCUGUGUAACAACAAGCGAUGCCAGCCCAAUGAAGUGGACUUCAGAGCUCAGCAGUGUGCCGAGUACAACAGCAAACCCUUCAGGGGAUGGUACUACAAAUGGAAGCCAUACACCAAAGUGGAAGAAGAGGACAUCUGUAAGCUGUACUGCAUUGCUGAGGACUUUGAUUUUUUCUUUGCUAUGUCCAGCAAAGUCAAAGAUGGGACGUCUUGCUCUGACUACAAAGGAGGCGUGUGCAUUGAUGGAAUAUGCGAGCCGGUGGGCUGUGACCAGGUAUUGGGAUCAAAGGCUGCUUUGGAUGCCUGUGGAGUUUGUAAAGGAGACAACUCCACCUGCAAUUUCUACAGUGGCCUGUACACCCUCCAGCACAGAGCCAACGAAUAUUACCCCGUUGUGACGGUUCCUGCUGGAGCGAGGAACAUCAGGGUACAGGAGAUGGAGAUCUCCACCAGCUACCUGGCUGUCCGCAGCCUGAAGCUUGGCACCUACUACCUGACGGGGGACUGGACGGUGGACUGGCCUGGCAGAUUCCAGUUCGCAGGCACUACGUUCAACUAUCAGUGCUCUUUCAACCGGCCUGAGAUCUUGUACGCCACAGGCUCCACUAAUGAGACCCUGCUCUUUGAAAUUCUUCUUCAGGGUAAAAAUCCUGGUAUAUCAUGGGAAUACACUCUACCCCAUCCUGAGAAGAAGCACAACUACACCUGGUCUGUGGUGCGCUCUGACUGCUCUGCGCCUUGUGCUGGGGGUCGGAUCUCGACGAAAGCCAUUUGUUUGCAGGAUCAGAACACGCAGGUCAACUCUUCACUCUGCAACCCUGAGACCAGACCUGUGGUGGGCUCUCACCUGUGCAACACACAGCCCUGCCCUGCCUAUUGGACGACAGGUAAAUGGGGAGUGUGCAGUAGAACAUGUGGAGGUGGGCAGCAGACGCGGAACAUCCGCUGCAUGAGGAAGGUGACAUACCAGCGGGAAGAGGUGGUGGCUCACUCCUUAUGUCCAGUAAUGGCUCCGGCCCAACUACAGCCCUGCAACACACAGACAUGUCCUCCAGAGUGGAGCACUGGCUCCUGGUCUCAGUGCACUAAGACCUGUGGGCGAGGGUGGAAGAAGCGUAGUGUUUUCUGCAGGAGCACUAAUCCAGGUGCCAGGGCUGUGGUGGUGCCUGACAGCAUGUGUAAAUUACACCUGAAGCCCAAAGCCCAGGAGACCUGUGUGCUGAGCCGCUGCCCCAAGAAUGAGCAUCUUCAGUGGAUAACUACCACCUGGGGAGAGUGUUCGGCCUCCUGUGGAGCAGGAGUAAAGAGAAGAGAGCUGCAAUGUGGGGAGAAAGACUCCCAAGUAGGCUACACAGAGUUCCCUGUGAGGAGGUGCAGGAACCUCCAUAAGCCCCAAGCAGACCUUGAGCAAGCUUGUAAUAAUGGCCCCUGCCCAGAGCCCCCACCGCCCCAGAUCCUCCAGCCUGGCCCAGACAGGGGUGGCACUUCUGUGACUCUGGGGUGGUACUCCUCUCCUUGGCUGCAGUGCACAGUGUCCUGUGGUGGUGGGGUGCAGACACGUAGCGUUCAGUGUCUGAGACAAGGGCGUCUGUCAGUGGGCUGUUUACCUCAUCAGAGACCCAUCAGCUCACGUGCCUGCAAUACACAUUUCUGUCCUGGUCCAAUCCCAGUCCCUGUCCUACCUCCCUCACCUACACUUAAAGAAGACCAGCCUUGCAUCGACUUCUUCAGCUGGUGUCAUCUGGUGCCUCAGCAUGGUGUUUGCAAUCACAAAUUCUAUGGUCAACAAUGCUGCAAGUCCUGUUCCACCAAAAGACAGUAAUAGGAAGAUCUUCCCACGAGCCUCCUCACUUUUCUUAGAUCUGUAAAUCAUUGUGAUACAGAUGACCACUAUGGACAAAGUUGAUAUUUGCGAGAUGUGGUAAAGAAAGAGGCAUUCCAGUGGACCGUGUCUUGGACUAGUGAGAGAUAAUAAGAGCCUGGUAUCCGAGGAACUCGAGAAACUCAUUGGUACAUUGGAAAACUGGAUCUGGUUCUGGCUUCAUCUGUGGUGUAUCAUAAUUAGAAUUGUGUUUUUU